AUGCCAGAGACUGAUAGUCACUCUUUCUCGAUCAUUUCCGAGCCGGGUAUCGAAACGAUAUACACCCCAACGGACCAAGACACGGAUGAAUAUGAGCUUGUGUUUGACGAUGCUCGUUCUGAAUGCUUGCAACAAGACGAUGAUUCAAGCUGUUGCACUUCAUUAGCAGCCAGCAUAUUCGACUAUGAGCACUCUCAUGGCCGACGCUAUCACGCCUAUUUGGCUGGCAGAUAUCCGCUCCCCAAUGACGAGGGCGAGCAGUGUCGCGAGCUAGCUGAGCAUUUCCUGAUGCAGCAACUUCUGGAUGGCAAACUCUUUCUAUCCGAAGUUGACAAAGACGCGAAGAAGAUAAUCGAUCUCGGGACAGGAAACGGGGCAUGGGUGAUGGACGUGGCAGAUGAGUAUGACCAGACCAGCGUGAUAGGAACCGAUCUAUCACCCAUCCAACCUAAAUCAAUGCCUCCGAAUGCAUCCAUGUUUGUUGAAGACUGCGAGGACCCCUACUGGGCCAGCGGCAAGGACUUUGACAUGGUUCAUCUCAGGGGAAUGGUCGGAUUUCUUCUUGACUUGGACGCAAUGGUUGCUAAUGCCCACGAACAUCUGAAGGAGGGCGGAUGGAUCGAGUUUCAAGAUUUUGACUACACAGUUCGCUGCGAUGAUGGCACCAUGCAGAAAGACGAUCCAUUGCGAGUUUUCUUCGACACAUGCGCUCAGGGGAUACGGAAAUACGGGUGUACCAACUUUGGCAAGAAAGACGUUCGGAAAAGUCUCAUAGCCGCUGGCUUCACUCGAGUUCAGGCGGUGAGUGAGAAGGUGCCUAUCUCAUGCUGGCCACAGGAUGAAGGAAUGAAGGACUUGGGGAAGUUGAUGGAAGCCAACAUCAUGGAUCUGAUCGGUUCGAUGGCUGUCAAGCCGUUGAUAGCCCUAGGGAUACCAGAAGAAGAGCGAAAAGAGAUGGCCUCUCAGGCUUAUAAGAGCCUCAGGGAGGAUAAAGGUCAUCGAUACAUGAAUUGUCGUAUCGUUUAUGGCCAGAAGUAUGGGGACCAAAGCUCCGUAGCGAGUCUUGGUUUUGAUUCGUGA
Messenger RNA from Fusarium proliferatum ET1, 1080 nucleotides. RefSeq lists its product as uncharacterized. Bases 1 to 1080 code for a protein of 359 amino acids. The transcript has 5 exons. The record is from RefSeq and is a predicted model, not a curated record. Gene Ontology annotation, molecular function: methyltransferase activity. Lineage: Eukaryota; Fungi; Ascomycota; Sordariomycetes; Hypocreales; Nectriaceae.